CCGAUUGGAGCGUCAAUGAAGCCCUCGCGCGGUCUCGACACCUCUUAUAAACACCCAGAGCGCAGUAAGCGAGGAUACAGCCUGACUGCAGGGACUGGAGCGACAAGUGGCUGCGGGAAAACAACACCAAUGUGUCGGAGCGGGCAGAGGAUGCUGCCGCCUUGCUUACUUGUGGCGGGCUUGCUGCUUGGAUUCGGCCGGGCCGCCUUGUCUUGGACCGGGGAGACCCCGCUGCUGCAGCCCGGGAAUGCGACUCCCAACCUCGACUCCUUCCACACUCCUCGCCCAAGCGAGGACGAUGACGGCGGCGAGACAGCCUCCGCCGGCCCGGCCCUUAAACCGGAGGAUCCCGGAUUAACCUGCUACGAGGAUAGAAUGACACUCAAGUUACCCGGCACUGGCGUGAAGGCGCUCCGUGUGCGAGUGAAGAAUCGCCUCCUUCCAGUGGCGAGCCUGGCCGGGUUUUGCAAGUACAGCGUGACGUUUAGUGGGGGCUACAGCUUGUUCACUACGUCAUUCAAGGGCUGCAACGUGAAGAUACAGGAAAUCAACGGGAUCUCCUCCUUCGUGCUCACUGUGUUCUUCCCAAGGGCUGGGGGUGCAGGGCUGGUGAUGAGGUGUCCACAGAGCACCCCCAAACCUCUCCCCAAUGCAGCCUGUGGGGUCACCACUGUGACCUUUGAACUGCCAGAGGGACCCCUAGAGGAGGUCACAAUCUCGGACCGGUCUGGUUUGGAGAUGCUGAUCAAAGACGCCCCAGAUGAAUGUGCUUUCUACCUGAUGAAGGGAGACGGGAGGAAUGUGCUCACAAUCUCUUACUAUGCCAAGGAUGAAGGCUGUCCUCUCCAAACACAGAACAAUACCCUGGUCUUCCAUGUGACGUACAAGGACGCGGAGGGACGGCCAGGCUCUAUAGAGCAGAGGUGUCUCCCAUUCGAACCCCCUGCUGUCUGUGGCCCCUCCAGCAUGAGUACAGAUCUGCCAGAGGGGCCACUAGACCAGGUCUUCAUCCUGGAUGGGAAGAACAGCUUGGUUGCUGUGAAGGCCAAUGGCAGCUGUGGCUAUGGGCUGGUCCAGGGGAUUGGGAAGAACUACUUUAUGGCUCCUUACGAUGCUUGUGAUGUGCUGAAACAGAACAUUGAAGGCCAUGUCCACUACUCGCUGUCCGUUUCCUUCUCUGAUGUAAACGAGGUGACUCGCUUGAGGCAUAUGAAGUGCCGUGUCUUGGCUAAGCGUGAGAUCCUCCCUCCUCCCUCUCUCCCUCCCCUCCCUGCUGGUGUCUCGGUCUCCUGCAGUGAGGGGUGCAUGACGGUGCUUCUGCCUGCCGGUCCCCUCGAUCUGGUCAAAGUCAAGGAUGACUCCAAUAAUUUGGUUGGGGUGCAGUCUGCACCAAGUGCGUGUGGCUACACUCUAGAGGAGAAGGCUGGAAAGACCGUCUUGACAGUGUCUUACACAGCCUGCCAUGUCAAGACCUUGAAUAACUUGUAUGUCCUGACGGUGCUCUUCACCCCCUACUCCUCUGACCAGAGGGAGGUGACGGUAUCAUCCUGCCCUGUACCCCCAAAUCCCAUCCCCCAAGAAGGCUGUCUGAUCCCAGCUGAGCAGCAGCUUCCCUGUGGCCCCUCUAAGCUCUCUCCAGCGCUGUGCCGGGCUAGAGGCUGCUGCAUGAACCCCAAAACCCGCCGCUGCUUCUACCCUCUAGAGAGUAAGCACCCCAUUCCUCUCCUCCAAUAGACUGAUUUCCUCUUG
Messenger RNA from Acipenser ruthenus (sterlet), 1749 nucleotides. RefSeq lists its product as uncharacterized. Gene Ontology annotation, cellular component: egg coat. The transcript is spliced from 11 exons. The record is from RefSeq and is a predicted model, not a curated record. Gene Ontology annotation, biological process: binding of sperm to zona pellucida; prevention of polyspermy. NCBI's taxonomy places the organism in Eukaryota, Metazoa, Chordata, Actinopteri, Acipenseriformes, Acipenseridae. Gene Ontology annotation, molecular function: structural constituent of egg coat; acrosin binding. The coding region runs from base 16 to 1734 and encodes 572 amino acids.